GUAAUAGAAGGUUGUUGAAAAAAAUUAGUGUGACCUGAUAGAAAAUUACCUUGAAUCAAGUUGUGGUGUUUAUUUAAAAUUUCUCUUAAUUUUUUUUUUUUGUGUUAAACAAAUAUUCGUUUGAAAAUAAAUUUAUUUUGGGAGUGUACAAGUCGAAGCAUUGCUAAAUGCAAUGGUUUUCUCAAGUGUAACGAAUCGAAUUUUUUUAAUGCGAUAUUGGAAUGUCUUGUUAUUUGUUUUUUCAUUGUUUCUAUGCAAAAGUGAUGCUCAAUUACAUUUUGCUAGUCUAGGAAAUUGGGGAUCAGGAUCCUCAGCACAAUAUGCUUGUGGAAAAACGUUAAGCGUUUUUUGUGAAAAGCAGCCUAUAAAACAUAUAAUAUCACCUGGAAGUAAUUUCAUUGGGGGAAUUGAUGGAUUAAAUGAUACUAAAUGGAAUACGAGCUUUACACAGGCGUAUCUUCACAGCAAUUUGAAAGUACCGUUUCUUACAGUUUUAGGUCUAGAGGAUUGGAAUAAAAACUACACUGCAGAAAUUGUUUAUACGAAUAUGACAUAUCACACAGAUAGUAUAGAAGAAUCUAAAAAAGCAACGGCCCCAGUAUGGACAAUGCCUAACGCAUGGUAUCAUCGUUUAGAUCAUUUUCGUGAUACAACAAAGACGGGAGUUAAUUUUGGGUCAUCACGAGCGUCUGUGAUUUAUGUGAUGAUUGAUACGUAUAUUUUGAGUGAAAAUUUCCCUCAGCAAAAUAUUACUGAAUUACAUUGGAAUGAUUUAAGAGAAACAUUGACAAUUGCUGGAAGUGUGGUAGAUUGGGUAAUUGUUGUUGGAGACAAGCCCAUUUUAUCUUCUGGUGCAAGUAAAGGAGAUGCUUAUUUAUCUCAAACAUUACGUCAAUUAUUAAAAUCAACUAAUGUGGAUGCCUAUAUCUCAGGAGGUGAUUUUAAUAUGGAAUUAAUAGAAGAUGGUUCUUUGAUUCAUAUCAAUUGUGGAACCGGUUCCUCUUCCGAUCAUAUACCCCGAACUGCUAUGCCUAAUUCGGUUUUCUAUGAUAAUAAAGUUGGUUUCUGUUUUCAUACAUUAACAAAAACCGACUUUACGACACAGUUCGUGGACGGUCAUACAGCUGACAUUUUAUUUGAAUACAAAAAACGCUUAAAUAAUAGACCCAUGUCUUACCUGGAUAGAUUUAACAAAUAUCAUAAAUUACCUAUGAAUCUGUAUAUUCCUAUCCAACUUGGACCAACUCUUGUAAUGAAUGAAAAAGAUAUUUUCUUACGUAUAUGUGGAACCAUUGGACUUAUUGUAGCCUUUUAUUUAGUAGCGCUUUUAUCAGUUGUUUUUGGUUCACGAGCAUUUAAAGCCAUUAAAUAAAACCAUUGAUUUUUAAUAAGAAAGGGUGUUUUUUCGAGUGCUAAAAAAUUUUUUAACCCCAAUUGUGUGUUGAGGUUUUCAAAUCGUUUUGGUAUCAAAACAAUGUUUUUCUUUCGUCUACCGUUUCCUUUACAAAAAAAAAGACUUAAUUUUAAACUAUUUAUAGUA
Messenger RNA from Hylaeus volcanicus, 1540 nucleotides. RefSeq lists its product as uncharacterized. The record is from RefSeq and is a predicted model, not a curated record. Bases 173 to 1372 code for a protein of 399 amino acids. Gene Ontology annotation, molecular function: acid phosphatase activity; ferrous iron binding; ferric iron binding. The transcript has 3 exons. Lineage: Eukaryota; Metazoa; Arthropoda; Insecta; Hymenoptera; Colletidae.